This is a messenger RNA of Solanum pennellii, 1260 nucleotides long. RefSeq names its product DNA repair protein RAD51 homolog 4. Gene Ontology annotation, biological process: DNA strand invasion; double-strand break repair via homologous recombination; telomere maintenance. The transcript has 10 exons. Gene Ontology annotation, molecular function: ATP binding; single-stranded DNA binding; four-way junction DNA binding. The record is from RefSeq and is a predicted model, not a curated record. Gene Ontology annotation, cellular component: centrosome; Rad51B-Rad51C-Rad51D-XRCC2 complex; replication fork. NCBI's taxonomy places the organism in Eukaryota, Viridiplantae, Streptophyta, Magnoliopsida, Solanales, Solanaceae. Bases 97 to 1056 code for a protein of 319 amino acids.
AACAUUUAAAAAAAAAAAACAUUUCACGGCCUUCCCUCCAUCCCCGCCAAAGAAUAAAGGUGAAAAACUGGGGAAUUGAGAAAAUUGGAAAAAUUGAUGGCGGCAUUGAUGUAUUUGGAGUGUGAUUACCCAUUAAUUGACUCCGAUUUCCGCAAUUUCUGUGCUUCUCACAACAUUAUUUCAGUUGAAGACUUUCUCCUGCAUGAUCUUUAUGUGUUAGUGAUUUCAACCGAACAGCAUCAUAAUUCUGAGAGAUUGAAGGAGGGGAUCACCCAGGUUCUGACUAUCAUUAACAAGCAGCAUCAACCAUGGGUAGAUGGCCAGGAGUUGUUGGAUGAUGCUUUACAGAAUAAGCGCUUCUUACCUACUGGAUGCAGAAGCAUAGAUACAUUUCUUCAUGGUGGAUUAAGAGAGGGAUAUCUGACGGAGCUAGUUGGCACAUCAUCCUCUGGUAAAACACAAAUUUGCUUACAAGCUGCUUCAGCUGUUGCAAAAAGCUGGGGCAAAAUCGUUUUCUUGGACUCUGGAAAUUCUUUCUCUCCUAAACGUGUUGCUCAAAUUGUCACUCAGACAUCAGAUCUUUCUGCCUAUGAGGUGGACAAGGCUCUUCAAGAAGUAAUGAACAACGUAGUAUGUUUCUCAGUGUUUGACAUUUUUACACUGUUUGAAGUGCUUCAUCAGCUAAAGAACAAUCUGAGAUCUCAGAAAGAUCAGCACAUAAGAAUGCUUAUCAUUGACUCAAUAUCAUCACUCAUUGCACCAAUUCUUGGAGGUGGUGCACAUGGACAUGCUUUAAUGGUUUCAGUGGGAUUUUUACUAAAACGAUUGGCACAUGAACAUGAUAUCUCCAUUUUGGUCACAAAUCACAUGGUGGCUGGUGAGAAAGGUACUUCCAAGCCAGCACUUGGAGAGAGUUGGAGAAGCAUCCCGCAUAUUAGGCUUCUGCUAUCCAAAGACCAGAUUAGUAAUAUCAGCAGCAUAUCAGUAGUUAGACACCCACAAAUGGCUACUGGAGAUAGAGUGGAGUUUGCGUUCCAACAACAUCAGGUUUUAUAAUGCCUGAAAUUUUUAUCAAAAGUAUCAACUUUGAUGCUGCUUCAUCGUGGGAGAAAUGUUAUCUAAGGUUGCUGUUGGAGAAUUAAACCUAACUGUUUGCUAGUGCAGUAAUGAGUUGCUAUAAGUUUUCUCAACUAUAGAUUUAUAAAUGGUUAUACUUUUUGGGACACCUAUUCAUUGAAAAAGAUUAUACUUGUUGCUAUA